Molecule: messenger RNA, 651 nt
Organism: Spea bombifrons (plains spadefoot toad)
Lineage: Eukaryota; Metazoa; Chordata; Amphibia; Anura; Pelobatidae
Gene: FIGLA
Product: folliculogenesis specific bHLH transcription factor
Exons: 4
Coding region: 1-624 (207 amino acids)
Biological process (GO): developmental process; regulation of transcription by RNA polymerase II
Molecular function (GO): protein dimerization activity; DNA-binding transcription factor activity, RNA polymerase II-specific; RNA polymerase II transcription regulatory region sequence-specific DNA binding
Source: RefSeq, a predicted model, not a curated record
AUGACAAUGUCACGAAAAACAGAACUACCUCCGCUGUGUAUAACUCCACCACCUGAGCUGCUAGGGGAUGUUCUCAGGGAGCAUUAUACACCCCUGCCUUUCAUGGCCUCGAUCAACAAAAUGAAGAGGCUCCCAUCUGGACACUACUUGUGUUUGGAAAACUUUGAAGAUGUCUUAGAGAGACGACAGGCAGCUAAUGCCAAGGAAAGAGAGCGGAUUAGAAAUAUCAACAGUGGGUUUUCAAAGCUGAAAACCAUUGUGCCCUUGAUUCCCAAGGACCGGAAACCAAGUAAAGUUGAUACACUAAAAGCUGCCACUGAGUACAUUAGACUUCUUCAUGACAUCUUGGAGGACACGGGUGGAUUUGAGAAAGUAGAUGAUGUUCCUGAUGUAGACCCUCCUGACGGGUACCCAGGUCCAGUCUCCAUGAUGCCCGAGUACAUGGGGUCCCUUCCGGCUGAAUUCCAUCUGAAGCCUUUAGGAAAUAUGUCGGGGAACGUCCCCUUCUUGCUAAAGCCUGAAGAGCCCGUGUGUUUAUGGAGAGCAGGCGGUGUGUUCCCUGGUUAUGUGGGCAUUGUACAGAUCCACAAAGCAGGCCGACUGAUGUUUCAUGGUGGUCUGUGAAGGAGCAAUCUCUUUCCACACGUUGGU